GCAAGCAAGCAAUACUUAACUGGUUCCACUCGUUGCCAACCGGUCAGGUGUCGUCGUAUAAGCCAAAGAAACAUAAACGUGCCCAGUACUGUUAGAAAAGAAAAAGUUAUUGGUGCAUUGACUUCUGACGAUUAUGAUUUAAGCUCACUUGAAAAUGAGAAUAUCUAAAUCUACUGUGGUCUUCCUGAUCUCCAUACUGAUGCUUUCAGUAUUUGUGGCAAAUGUGACAAAUCUUAUCAAUGUUGACUCCCAUGCUAUUAGCGAAUCACAACUUUAUGAAGGGCUGGAUAAUUCAGAGCCCCGAUGGGCUCAACCAAAAAAAUAUGAGAUCGGAGAGUCAUUUGACUAUCUUAUGUGGUUUUUACAGAUAUCGGAUUUACACAUAAGCAUAUUUCGAGAACCAUCUAGAAUAACCGAACUGAAAGAGUUUUGUGACAUUACAGUUGGUGCUAUUAAGCCUUCUGUUGUUAUUGCAUCUGGUGAUUUGACUGAUGCAAUAGAAAGGGAUAGAAUGGGGUCAAGGCAAGUAAAGGAAGAAUGGAUACAGUAUAAAAAAGUACUCGAUGACGUAAAUAUUUCACAAAAAACUAUAUGGUUGGAUAUUAGAGGCAAUCAUGAUAAUUUCAACGUUCCCAAUCUUCAAUCUAAGGAAAAUUAUUAUGUAAAUUAUUCGAUUCAAGGAAAACGGCAUUCACGUUCCUAUAUGCAUGAAAUUACAGUAGGCUCUGAAAAAUAUUCUUUUAUUGGAAUGGAUGCAUGUCUGGAACCUGGACCAAGGAGACCCUUCAAUUUUGUGGGUGUCUUAGACGGCAAAGAAACUGAAACGCUACAUGAAUUGGUACGCGAAUCAAAAGGAAGAAAUAAUGAUUACAUUAUUUGGUUUGGACAUUAUCCUACUUCCUGCAUUCUAGCACAAUGUGAUGGUGGAGUUAGGAGUAUCAUGGGCAGGUACAGAGAAAGUAUGGUAUAUCUUUGCGGGCAUUAUCACAUGCUGGGUGGUGCAGUACCGAAUAUGUAUACCUUACAACAAGCGGGUUUUUUGGAACUCGAGUUAGCCGACUGGAAAGAGAACAGAAUGUAUCGGCUUGCAGUAAUAGACCACGGUCAGUUUUCGUUCACUGACAUAAAGCACCGAGACUGGCCAGUGGUCUUAAUCACCAACCCAAAACACUCGUUAUACGCGAUGCCGCGAAAAGAGAACUUGCAGUCAAUCACUGAUUCUACGCACAUCAGAGUAGUGGCAUUUUCGAUAGCUCCAAUAAAAAGUGUUAAAGUUCAGAUAAAUGAUGAAGAAUGGCUUAAUUGCAAUUAUAUAAAAGGACCGCUUUAUACCGCCAAAUGGAAUCCACUCAACUACUUGAAUGGAAUACAUCAUAUUACAGUUCAUGUUGUGGAUGAGGAUGACAGGGAGUUAGUGACAUCCCAACCAUUUUCUCUGGAUGGUACAAGAUUAUCAUUUCGUGUUUUACCUAGAUUGAUACUAAUGUCAAAUGCUAGUCAUAUAUUCCAGUUCUUUUUUGGGAGUAUGCUUUUACUAUUGAUCGUGCCACUAUGCGUUUUCCGAAUUCUUCACAAGCUUUGUGAGGGCAAACACAUUCGGCGUCCGAGAAUACCAAUAAGUAUAAUCCAUUGGUGGGUGAGAAAGUUAUGGAUAUUGUCUUCUAUAGACCGUCUUUUCUUCCCUGUAAUACUUUACGCGCUGUACUUAACAAUUGGCCCAUGGGUUAUCGGCGAAAUUAUUGACAAUCAUACAGGAAUGAUAUUUGCCUGGGGAAUAUUUGUUGGAAACUCAUAUUUACCAGGAUCGCUUACAUAUGCUUAUGGAUUUUUUCAAUUAUUUUCGUUCCAUCUACCUCUUGUACUUAUCUUAGCACACAGGGUUGACCAGCGAUUACAAAUAAUUGAAAAACCGGCAAGGAAACCGAUAUCAUUCCUGAGAAUACUUUGGCGACAUAUACCAUUUUUAAUUCUAAUCACAAUGCAAAUAAGUAUGGCAUACUCAUUUUGGCUUGCAUAUGGAACGUUGGCUACUAUCCUAGGAGCUUUGCGAACUUGGAGUAUAGUCUUGGCAAUAUUUCUAUGGUAUCAGGCUAACGCAAUGCCACAAAGCUGCAUGAGAUCAGCUGUCAUCAUAUGGUCGUCGAGUGGUCUACGUAGUACUCCAGAAGAUGACGUCCUAAGUGGGGCUGACAGUACGAAGUAAUAAAAUUAGCUCCGUAGUUACACAUUGUAAAUUGCAAUUUACGGGGUACAAUCCUAUUUACGAAAAUCCAGAGCUCUUGAACAGAAGAAUAAAAGGGAAGUGCGUGUUUAGGUAUACAAAUCAGGAAAAUAAUGUAUUUACUGACGAAAGUCGAAGUUUAGCCAAUGUUUAACAUGAUAUGUAGCUUUUAGCUACAAUAAUGACAGAAUAUACUGUACUAUCUCAAUCUUAUUAUAUUGGGUCAACGAAUUCUCUUCUCGAUACUUAAUUCGAAUCAAUGUUGCAUUGUAUUUGUAACUAAUAAUCUUUAAACAGUAACAUUGUAGCUUACGUGUAACAGCGGACAAUGUAAUUUAUAACAAUUCAAAUAUGUAAACUGGCAAUGCAAAGAUUAUUUUUUGUUUAUAGCAUUUUGGAAACUUGUCGGUUGAUAUUGAAAACAACACAAACAGUAUAACAAUUUUAUGUAAUAACUUUCAAGAAUAUUUGAAUUAUUCUGUAUAAUUUUGCGAUUUUUCAUUUCAUAUAGCUUGACUUCAUGGUACGUAGUGAAUUGUUGGAAUGCAUUUUUUUAUAAAUAUUGCUUCCUGUAGUACCUUCCACUAGAUAAGUAGAUUGCCAAAGUUACAUCUAGUAGUGUAUUGUUAAUUUGCCCUAACUAUAAGCUGUAUAGUCAUAUAUUUUCCAAAACUCUUCAAUAAUAACACAAUCAGCUAGAGAUAUUAGCUAGGGUCUUGAAAAAAUAUUGCUAGAUUCUCACAUUGUGAAAUUUAGUCAUGGGAAUUAUACAGUUAAAAAGUCAACUUUAAUUUACACUGUAUAUUGUAUGUGAUAAAUGAUUAUCAUCGCAUAUAAAGAUGAUAUUUCGAUUGUGACGGCAAUGUAAUAGUAAGUAACAUUUACAUUCAAGCGUGGCUAAUACAUAAAUAUUUUCCACGUCAAACUAAAGAAAAGUGAUACUAUCAGUAGCAUGGUUUCGCUUAUGAGUAUCGCCUUAUAUUUUUCUACAGAUGAAUUUAUAAAUUCUUUUUUUUUUAAUAACGUCAAUGUUAAUACCUGAUUAUUGAAUAACUAUUUACUCUAUUCGUCAAAGACAUUAAAGUGUAUUGAAAAUAUUUAAGAAAAGUUGUUCUUAAGUUUAUCGAAAUCAGUAAUUGAAAUGAAAGUACAUAAUUACUAUUGCACGUAGGUGAAUACAGUAUGUAUCACGUAUUCGAAUAUUAUUAGGAUUCAUUGUAACACCUACAUGUUAUAUAUUUUAGUGUUUCGAAUAUUCACAAUUCCUAAUAGAUAGAACUGAACUACAUUUGACUUUGGAGAUCUCGAUAUAAAAUAUAUAAUGACCUAUGUUUCAAACUAUAAUGGCAUACGAAUGUAUAGUGAUAUGAUGUUAAUACAGUCACCAAUCCAUGUGAAGUA
Molecule: messenger RNA, 3622 nt
Organism: Cephus cinctus (wheat stem sawfly)
Lineage: Eukaryota; Metazoa; Arthropoda; Insecta; Hymenoptera; Cephidae
Product: transmembrane protein 62
Exons: 13
Coding region: 155-2203 (682 amino acids)
Molecular function (GO): hydrolase activity
Source: RefSeq, a predicted model, not a curated record